This is a messenger RNA of Dunckerocampus dactyliophorus (ringed pipefish), 2686 nucleotides long. It is a transcript of the gene stard3, whose product is annotated as StAR-related lipid transfer (START) domain containing 3. The coding region runs from base 390 to 1742 and encodes 450 amino acids. The record is from RefSeq and is a predicted model, not a curated record. Gene Ontology annotation, molecular function: cholesterol transfer activity; cholesterol binding. Lineage: Eukaryota; Metazoa; Chordata; Actinopteri; Syngnathiformes; Syngnathidae. Gene Ontology annotation, cellular component: late endosome. The transcript is spliced from 15 exons.
UUAUUGAAUUAAUGAUAACUUUGAUUUAUCAUCGAGCGUGUGACGAAUCUGUUCCUCUGUAAACUGAAGUUUAACUUUACUUUAGUCAGUCAUUGCGACCAUUGGAGGGCACAAUACCAACCAUCCUAUGACGAUUAUUUCUUUACAAGUAACCCCCACUCAAAAAUACCUUGACGAACACUAAAUUUUCUCUUGACAAUGUUUAGGGAAGACAUUAAAAAAAAAAUAAGAAUUAAAAGUCCACGCCAGCGUCCACAAGCGAUGUGAUCACGUGAUCUGCGGUAGACAAGGGACUUAUCUUGACGUGAUUUGUGCUCUUCGGAAUGUCCUCGUCUUUGGCCGGAAGACUUUGCAUGGUGAUGAUGAAGCGGUAAAACAAGUCUGCGGGAAUGCCGGGCGCAGAGUACGGGGAGCUCGGGGGCAGCCUCCCAGCCAUCGCCUCUCUCAACGCCUCCUACUCCACAACGCUGUCCCUCCCGUCCCCGUACAUGCUGCUGCCGCCCGCUGAGCGCAAGGCCAUCUCGGACGUGCGCCGCACCUUCUGCCUCUUUGUGACCUUUGACCUGCUCUUCAUCUCCCUCCUGUGGAUCAUUGAGCUCAAUAUAUCCAGCACCAUCUGGGACAGCCUAGAAAAGGAGGUCAUCCGCUACCACUUUAGGUCGUCCUUCUUCGACAUCUUUCUGCUGGCUCUGUUCCGGUUCCUGUGCCUGCAGGUGGGCUAUGCCGUCUUUCGCCUGAAGCACUGGUGGGUCAUCGCGGUCACCACCCUCGUGACCAGCGUCUUCCUCGUGGUGAAGGUCAUUAUUUCUAACCUGCUGUCCCAGAAUGCAUUUGGCUACGUGCUGCCCAUCACCUCGUUUGUGGUGGCUUGGCUGGAGACCUGGUUUCUGGACUUCAAGGUGCUCACCCAGGAGGCAGAUGAUGAUAGAGCCUACCUGGCAGCCGUGAACGCAGCCUGCGAGCGCGCCCCAAUGAUGUACCCUCGCGCCUUGUCGGACGGACAGUUCUACUCGCCGCCCGAAUCGGUUGCAGGCUCCGAGGAAGAUCUCGACGAGGAGGGCCUCGGCCGGCGUGCGGUCACCGCUCAGGAGAAGGAGUAUGUGGGACAAGGACGCGAGGCUCUUACCAUCGUCGAGCAGAUCCUCGCUCAGGAGGACAACUGGAAGUUUGAAAAGAACAACGAUGCGGGCGACUCUGUCUACACGCUGGAGAUUCCAUUCCACGGCAAGACGUUCAUCCUCAAGGCCCUAAUGCAGUGUUCCGCUGAGCUGGUGUACCAGGAAGUCAUCCUGCAGCCUGAGAAGAUGGUCAUGUGGAACAGAACUGUGUCAGUCUGCCAGAUCUUGCAGCGGGUGGACGAUAACACGCUGGUGACUUAUGACGUCUCGGCCGGGGCGGCCGGAGGAGUCGUGUCCGCCCGAGACUUUGUCAACGUCAGACGGGUGGAGCGUAAACGCGACUGCUACCUGUCUGCUGGCAUGGCGACCGACCACGACGCCAAGCCUCCCGGCGGCCGCUACGUCAGGGGGGAGAAUGGGCCUGGGGGAUUUGUGGUCCUCAAAUCCAGCAGCAACCCGUCCGUGUGCACCUUCAUCUGGAUCCUCAACACUGACUUGAAGGGUCGACUACCCCGCUACCUCAUCCACCAGAGUCUCGCCGCCACCAUGUUCGAGUUCAUGUCACACCUCCGCCAACGCAUCGCUGACCUGCGUCCCACCGUGCGCUGCAAGCACCAGCGCUAACACUUAUGAUGGCAGAGUGCCCGCCCCUGGAUACAAGGUGUAACUCAAAAAGUACACAGAAGGCUGUUUUCUCCAAGGAGACACGUGAGAACACACAUUGCCGUCCUGGCCGUCCUCCUCCUGCUCCUCCUCCUUGCUUGAUACAAAAAGACUUUUUCUCUGAGCCUUAUCUUCUUUUUGCACACAUGCUUAAUUUUUUACAAUUUUUUUUAUUCACUUCAUGUGGUGCUUCCGCUCUUUUUGCUGACAACAAAACAGCCGACACUUGUACACUGAGUUUUCCACUCAGCCACAAGAGGGAGACACCACCAAAAUGUGCUUAGCUCCUUGCCCAGGAUGCAAAAAAAAAAAAGACUGCCUGUGUAAUUUCUGGUUGAAGAAGUUGUAAGAAAUGUCUGCUAUUAUAUGUAAGAGCCUGAGGCCACAUAACAAAAUGUUUAAGUGAUGACUGUAAAGGUGCUAAAGUUGCAUCUUGAUUGUUUUUUUUUUUUUUGGGCCAAUCAGGAGCGAGGAUUCUUAGAUGCUCGCAAAUGUCGCCGAGCACCCAAACGGCGUCAGGUGGCCUUGUAGCGAGCUCGUUAUUUCUUUCAGUAGCUCUCUUCCUCGUUGGAGGUCGGGAGAGGCGAUCAUGUGAUGAGCCUUGCAAAAGAGAACAGUUUGUUCUUCUCCCAUGCAGACAUGUGAGUGUGGAGAAAUGUCAAAUGAAAGAAACGAGCCGUAUCAACAUUUUUUUUUGGUGCCUUUAUUGCCGCUGCAUUUUUUAUUUUUGUUUUUUGUGCGUUUUCUUUUAACACACACACACACUGUUCAAUGCGCUUUUUAAUACGGUCACACGCAUCACACUGUGGCGUUCACGCCUGGUUUACAACAUCAUGUAAAGUCAAACUGACCAACUGUUUGUUUUUUUAUUUUUAGCUAGUGUCUAAUAAAUGGAUUAUUUCACA